UAGAUUUGGAAGGAAAUGAGGAAGAAUUCUUUACACGGAAUCAAUUGGGAGCGCUUUGAGAGAUCCAGAGAAACUCGGUGGGAAACUCAGAGACAUUCAGAGACAGACUUAGAGAGGCCGCGCCUAGGUGGCUGCGCUAAGGCGCCGGAGGAGGCGCCGGAGGACGCGGCCCGCGCGGCGGAGGAGCCGCAGCUGCUGCACGGUGCCGGCAUCUGUAAGUGGUUCAACGUGCGCAUGGGGUUCGGCUUCCUGUCCAUGACCGCCCGCGCAGGGGUCGCGCUCGACCCCCCGGUGGAUGUCUUUGUGCACCAGAGUAAGCUGCACAUGGAGGGCUUCCGGAGCCUGAAGGAGGGGGAGGCCGUGGAGUUCACCUUUAAGAAGUCCGCCAAGGGCCUGGAAUCUAUCCGAGUCACCGGCCCUGGGGGGGUGUUCUGUAUUGGGAGUGAAAGGCGGCCCAAAGGGAAGAAUAUGCAGAAACGUAGAUCAAAGGGAGACAGGUGCUACAACUGUGGAGGUCUAGACCAUCAUGCCAAGGAAUGCAAACUGCCACCGCAGCCCAAGAAGUGCCAUUUCUGCCAGAGCAUCAACCAUAUGGUAGCCUCGUGCCCACUGAAGGCCCAGCAAGCUCCCAGCUCCCAGGGAAAGCCAGCCUACUUUCGGGAAGAGGAAGAAGAGAUCCAUAGCUCUGCCAUGCUCCCAGAGGCCCAGAAUUGAAGCCACAGUGGGUGGGGGCUAUCCUUUUGUGAUCAGAAAGCUUUGAGGAGCAGGCAUCAAUCGGCAGAGUGGAGAAAGUGGGGACAGGGUGGGUAGGGGGCAGCUGGCACUGCCAUAUAUCUGAGGCUGGAGUCCAAGGCAUCACCCCCUCUUCCCUCUUGGUGGGAAGAAGGGGUGAGGCAAAGAAACUCCAAUUAGCUCUUUCCAAAUGCAUAUGAGGGCUUUGAGGGUUAACCCUCCCUGCAUGCUUUAUCUGAGUCUCCACCCCCAGAAUCUCCAGCUUUUGAAAGUGGCCUGGGUAGGGAAGUUGUUUUACUCUUAAAGAAGAAUGUGGAAUAAUAUUUCCCAUAUCAGAGUGUAAAGAUUAAGAAGAGAACAGGUUGAUGGACCCAACCAACAAGCCACUACAUUCCAUGGGAGGAAACAUCUCAGGGGGGGCGGCAGGGUUUUCCUCGUCUUCUCUCCUCAUAACCCCCUCUUGGGACAGAAUGCUAAGAACUGUCCCAAGUAAUGGGUUAUGAUGACAGGUAAAGGGGUGAUUGAGGGGACAGCUGCAGACUUGCUGCUUCUAAGCUCACUCUCACCCCAUUCUGGGCCAACUCAAUUUUAUUUAUUUGCUGCCUUGGGUGACUGUACCUUGGGUCCCACUUUCUCCAGGAUGCCUACUGCACUCGUGUGCGAAUGACGUAUCUUGUGCAUUUUAACUUUUUUUUUUUUUUUCGUAAUAUAAAUAUUCUGGUUUUGUAUUUUUGUGUAUUUUAAUCUAAGGCCCUCAUUCCUGCACUGUGUUCUCAGGUACGUGAGCAAUCUCAGGGAUAAGUCAGCAGCAGCUCCGGGUCUGCACAGCAGGAAUGCUUUUUGUUGCUGUAUCAUCAGAGAGAACAACUAUUUGGAGUGUAUAGCCUAUUGAACUACCUCAUUUUUGCCAAUGACAGCUGGCUCUUCUGCCAUAGUGUCCUCUUGAAACCCCUCCAUCUUCAGCGUUUCAUGAGAGACUAGGUUUUAACUGGGUUGCCCCAUGACUUGGUCUCCUUCCUACUGAAAGAUUGGAAAUUGGUCUGAACAGGAAAACGUGGUGCAGAGAGGUUAGGAGAGGCUGGGCCAGGUAAGAAGUGCAGAGAGGGGAAGCCCAGAUUAGCAAAGGUCGUCUGUAUGUGUGACAAAGGAUUCCUGUUCCAGAUCUAUAAUCCUAGGGCACAUUACUCGCUUUAUAUACCAGAUCCAUCCUUCACCUGACUGGGCUAGGCUGACCAUGCACAACAGGGUGUGUGUGUUUUUAUAAAAAAUGGAAGUUGGUAAGGAGAGGUUUUUAAGAACAACGCCUCUGUACCCAUCUUGAGCUGCCCAGGGAUGGAUAUGUGAAGCAAGGACAAGAUCUUUAACGAUUCUGGGCUUUUCCUUCUUGGCUUCUGGAGAGACCAUCAGCAAUGGCUUCUUUGUGGUUCCCAGAGCCAGGGUCCUACUCUGCUGCAGCAGUGAUUAGUAUCAUGGCAGCUACAGGAGAAAGGGCGGUGGGGGCGGCGGGUUCGUUUACAAGCUGUGAGAUCACUGCAGACCUACCUCACUGUUGUCACGGGGCAAAUGCAAUAGAACGCAUUGGGUGACGUGUGUCUGAUCCUGUCUCCCCCAGCUGCUGCCCCCUCUAGUUAUUAUAUCUGUCUGGGCUUUGUAGGGCUUCACAAGUAGCUGAUUUGGUGAUUGCUAGGUGGCCUAGUUUGUGUAAAUAUAAUGUGUUGGUCUUCUCCAUGUUCUUUUGGGGUUUUAUUGUUUACAAACUUCUUUUUAUAUUGAGAAAAAUAGCCAAAGCAUCUUUGACAAAAUGUUCUGCACCAGGCAAAGAGAUCUGAAACAUAAGCUUGGGGGCCCCUCUUGAAGUUGGGGGGGGGUCCUUGAACUACACUUUCUUUUGUGUUCCCCUUCCUCUAUUUCCUAUUUCAAACAAGAUCUGUCCUGAAAAUUAGAUUCCUACCCCCUCUUCUUUCCACCUUUGUGCCCCGCCGAAAUAGACCAUAUACCUAUACAUUUAAUUUGUGGGGUAUCUGUGAUUGAGUGAUUUGUG
This is a messenger RNA of Bubalus bubalis (water buffalo), 2773 nucleotides long. RefSeq names its product lin-28 homolog A (gene LIN28A). Lineage: Eukaryota; Metazoa; Chordata; Mammalia; Artiodactyla; Bovidae. The record is from RefSeq and is a predicted model, not a curated record. Bases 16 to 714 code for a protein of 232 amino acids. The transcript has 4 exons. Gene Ontology annotation, molecular function: zinc ion binding; nucleic acid binding.